AUUUGGCUGUCAUUGUCAAAUAUCGUAAACAUCCAUUGACAAUUUCGUUUGAAGAAAAAUAUCAACAAUUUGCUGUUUAAAUAGUAUGAAGUGAUUACUACGCAAAGUUAAUUGAGUAAUUAAAAAUGAGUAACAUUUAUAUUCAAGAGCCGCCAGCUUUGGGAAAGGUCCUGUUGAAAACAUCAGCAGGCGAUAUAGAUAUUGAAUUAUGGACAAGGGAGGCUCCAAAAGCAUGUCGUAACUUUAUACAGCUCUGCAUGGAAGGUUAUUACAAUGGCACAAUAUUUCAUAGAGUGGUCCCCGGUUUUAUUGUUCAGGGAGGUGAUCCAAGUGGAGAUGGCACCGGAGGAGAGUCUGUAUAUGGUGCCACAUUUAAAGAUGAGUUUCACUCUCGUCUGCGGUUUAACAGAAGAGGUCUUGUCGCAAUGGCCAAUGCAGGCAAAGACGAUAAUGGUUCACAGUUUUUCUUCACAUUAGGCCCUACGCCUGAACUGCAAAAUAAACACACAAUAUUCGGAAAAGUUACAGGUGACACAAUAUACAAUGUGCUUAAAUUAUCCGAGGGUCUAAUCGGCCCAGAUGACAGACCAGAGCAUCCUCAGACAAUCCGAAGCACCGAAGUACUUAUAAAUCCUUUCGACGACAUCGUUCCUAGAGUGCAAGAGAAGAUAGACACAGAUGACAAGCCUAAGAAGAAAAAGAAGGAGGUACAGGGGAUAAAGAACUUUGGACUACUCUCGUUCGGAGAAGAAGCGGAAGAAGACGAAGGCGAAGCCCAGGAGUUCAGAGGCAAACCCAAAUCCACGCACGACCUUCUUGAAGAUCCUAAGUUGAGCAAAAAGACUGCUGCUGAAUUAGAACUAGAGAAAGAAGGAGAAGAAGAGUCGCCCAAAGAAACAGAAGAAAGAAAGAUGGCUACAGAAGCUACCGUCAGUAAUAUAAGGGAUAAGCUCAAAAAAAGGGAGAAAUCACCAGAAAAGCGCGAGGAUAGUGUAGAAAGGGAUGACGAUAGUAAGAGAAGAAAAGAGAGUGACUCAGAAGAAGAAUAUUACUUAGGAAAAGAUAAGGAUAUGGAAAGGCUAAAAGAAAGAGAUCGAAUAAGGAAAGAAAUAAAACAGUUAAGGAAAGAAAUGAAAGGCACGAAAAACGAGGAGAUCGUAGAAGAGAAGACAGAAGAAAAGAAAGAAAAGAGUUUGGAGGCAGACAACGAAAUGUACAAACAGUUUGUUGAAGAGCAAGAGAAGUAUAAGAAGAUAAAGGAGAAAAUACCUAAGAAAGGAGCCGCUAGAAGCAGACGAACGAAAUUCACAAAGCCACCGAUAAGAAAGAAAGCGUGGGCCAAGAAUUUGUACGAAAAUCGUGACUAUCCGGAUAACUAUACGGAUUCCAAGUUCCUCGAAGAUUUAAAAAAGAAUUUGUACGUUGAAAAAGUGACCUUAAAAGAAGCCGUGCAUGGAUCGUUUCGAGUCGUCCAGCGUUUGUGUAUAUGUGUGAUUUACGCCAUAUUGUUUAUCUAUAUGCACAAUAAUUGGAUACACACUCACACAGUGAUUAGUUUAACAAUAUCUGUCGCGGUUGUGUGCUACAUUAUGUAUUUUUAUAUUGAAGGCGGUGAUUUGUUAGUUCAUUUUAAAAUAGUUCUUAUCUACUUAGUUAUAGGGUAUAUUUUGUCACCUAUUUUACACACUUUGACAGAUACGGUCAGCACAGAUACAAUAUAUGCUUGGUCUGUGAUAAUGAUGUUAGUGCAUCUUAUGUUUUUCGAUUAUAACGUUCCGGCUGCAUUCGUAUCGAAAACGUUAUCGAUAAACGCAGCGAUAUUUUCUUCCGUAUGCCUCGUUUCUCGUUUGUCGACGCCGUUCGAUGCAUUUGUUCUACUAACUAUAUCCGUUAAGCUAUUUGUGUUGAGUCCGCAAUUGUUUAAAUCGAUAUCUAAUUCGUAUCUAUUCAUAACGUUAUUCAGUAUAACGUUAUUGGUAACGGUUAUUUCUUUGUAUACUGUUUCGGGUGUACUGUUGUUUUAUUUUAUGGUUUUAGUUUUUUUUCUGAGUGGUUACUGCCCCGUUAUGUUCGUAAGAUGGCAGAAGUAUAAAGAUAACAUCUAUGGACCGUGGGAUGAGGCGAUACUUAAUAAUUCAGAUGAAUUUGACGAUUUCCCAUAGUAAAGUCUCCUCUCACAAAUAAAGAGAUUGCUUUGAUAUUUAAACCGUUCUUAAACAUUGCAAUUGGUGCCAGUAAACAUGUAAAUGUAGGUGCCAUUUAUCAUUGCAAAAAGUAUUUGAGCCUGGCUGUACUUCACCAAAAAUUAUGUGUGAUAAAUCUAUUUAAGAAAAUAUUAAUAAAAUGGUAGUGUUUGUCGGAGUUUUCGAAAUAACUGAAUUUUAUAGUGGAGCGCCGUAAGAUUUAUACCUCGGAAUCCAGGGCCACAUUUUUGAAAUC
Molecule: messenger RNA, 2439 nt
Organism: Pararge aegeria (speckled wood butterfly)
Lineage: Eukaryota; Metazoa; Arthropoda; Insecta; Lepidoptera; Nymphalidae
Product: spliceosome-associated protein CWC27 homolog
Exons: 9
Coding region: 126-2162 (678 amino acids)
Biological process (GO): GPI anchor biosynthetic process; protein folding; protein peptidyl-prolyl isomerization
Cellular component (GO): catalytic step 2 spliceosome; membrane; glycosylphosphatidylinositol-N-acetylglucosaminyltransferase (GPI-GnT) complex
Molecular function (GO): peptidyl-prolyl cis-trans isomerase activity
Source: RefSeq, a predicted model, not a curated record